CGCCCGGCCCUGUAGUACUAGACCAGUACCAGUAGCACCACCCUUCCUUGUUGCUUGCUCCCCUACACUUCUUCUUCAAUUCCUUCCUUCCUCUACAUAUUUUUUAAUCAAAUAAACCCAGCACCAAGCUAUAUAUACUCCCUUCCUACCAGCCACAGGUCUCACACAAGCGCCAGCUACAGCAAUAUAUAGCAUGGUAUAGAUGUGUGUUGCAGCUGCUGGCUGCUGCUAAUAAUUCUUACUCCUAGCUCCUCAUCGUCAGACGACCUCUCAUCAUCUCCUUCGAUUCCUCCUCUCCUCAUAUGUGUGCAGAGAUCAUAUAUAGCCAGCUGCAGAUAGGCAAGUAAAGCUUGCUUGUGUCUCCUCCAGCAGGUUCAUGCAGAUCAGAAUCAGAUCACAGUGCUAGGGAUAUAGACAAGUUUGCAGGAGAAAAGAUCUCUAGAUAGAUACAUACAUAGCUAGGGAGUAGGGAUCGAUCCAUCGAAGGUAUAGGCCAGCUGCUGGCAUGGGCCUGAGGGACAUCGAGCUGACGCUCCCGCCGGGGUUCCGGUUCUACCCCAGCGACGAGGAGCUGGUGUGCCACUACCUGCACAGCAAGGUGGCCAACGAGCGGAUCGCCGGCGCCGGCGGGGCCAUGGUGGAGGUGGAUCUGCACACCCACGAGCCCUGGGAGCUCCCUGACGUUGCGAAGCUGAGCACGAACGAGUGGUACUUCUUCAGCUUCCGCGACCGCAAGUACGCGACGGGGCUGCGCACCAACCGCGCCACCAAGUCCGGCUACUGGAAAGCCACCGGCAAGGACCGCGUCAUCCACAACCCCAAGGCCGCCGGCCGCGCCGUCGUCGGCAUGCGCAAGACCCUCGUCUUCUACCGCGGCCGCGCCCCCAACGGCAUCAAGACCAGCUGGGUCAUGCACGAGUUCCGCAUGGAGAAUCCCCACACACCACCCAAGGAGGACUGGGUUCUGUGCAGAGUUUUCUACAAGAAGAAGGCCGACGCGAUGGAUUACGCCAUGGACAGCGAGCAAGAUGUCGCCAUGCCUCACAGCGCUGAUCAUCCGAGCUACUCGCCUUCAUUCCCCGCCCUCGGCAGCAGCCACUACCAUCUGCCGCCGCCGCCGCCUUCCGAUCAACACGGCGGGGCUGGAGCCGGCUCCCUUAACGACUUCCCCGCCGCCAUGGCGCUCCUGCAUCAUCAGCACAACAGCAUGUUCAACUUCCCCGCCCAGCCUCACGACGGCGGCAACGUCGGCCUUGCGCCGGCGGCGGCGGCGGCGGGGUCAAGAGACGGGAGCGGCGCCGGCGGCGACCAAUGUGGCAGCGGGGUGCUCAUGGACAUAGGACUCGACGAGCACUACAAUUACAACUACAACAGCCUGAUGCAGAUGUGAUAUCGGUGCUGCAAACUAAUAGAUGCUCCCUGCCGUGUGUGCUAAUGACCAGCUUUAUCUGAUUUUAUUCGUCCGUGAUCGAUCUUUAUUUGUGCAGAUUUGGUUGUGCAUGCAAUGCACUCAUCGUACUGUAGUUAAUCUCUACGGAUUAGGAGUGUUGUUCGUUGCGUUUGGGAUGAUGCACAUGACUAGUAGGCUGUGGUUGAAGUUCUGUGAUUCAUGUACAUAUUUGUGGAUCGGUUUAUUAUACUGUCGGUUGGGGAGCUCAAGUUUGGAACCUUUUUGUUGGUAUAUUGUCAUCUGUAAUUAUACAAUUAUCCUUAGCAUCAUAUAUACUUGAGUUGUUUCAAAUC
Molecule: messenger RNA, 1743 nt
Organism: Panicum virgatum (switchgrass)
Lineage: Eukaryota; Viridiplantae; Streptophyta; Magnoliopsida; Poales; Poaceae
Product: NAC domain-containing protein 92-like
Exons: 3
Coding region: 506-1390 (294 amino acids)
Biological process (GO): regulation of DNA-templated transcription
Molecular function (GO): DNA binding
Source: RefSeq, a predicted model, not a curated record